This is a messenger RNA of Amoebophrya sp. A25, 455 nucleotides long. The record is from the annotation of a GenBank genome assembly. Lineage: Eukaryota; Dinophyceae; Syndiniales; Amoebophryaceae.
GUUUUGAUCAAAAACAGCUUUGCGCGCACACCUUUGCUAGUGGAAAUCGAAAGUCCGGAUCCAGACCAUAGACCACAUUGGGAAUCGUAUGCGAGGUUUAUCGGUCUUCGCGCAGGAGGAGCCAGUGGCAGCGUUACCAUGAACAACAGCGACGGCCGAACUCCAUCGUCGUCUUCCCGUAGCAAGAUGAAUACCCAAACUUCCUUCGUCGGCUCACAGCGCCGAUGUGACUACGUCGUCUGCCAGCCUGAAGAGGAAGUUUCUGUUCCAUUAGACGCCUGUCGCAGUGGGGUCCUUCGCGUUGCGCCAUUAGUGGAGCAUGGCGGUUGCUUAGCCCGUUUGGAGGAAAUCGUGAUGCAGUGUGCGUCAGAGGAAGCUGAGCAUAUAGCAAUGGCAGAAGCAGAGGCGCAAGAAAUGAUGCGUCGCCAUCUUCAGGGCAGCUCUGAAAAUACCGG